GGAGGUAGGCGGAGGUAGGCGGAGGUCCACGGAGCUAGGCGCAGUGGCGACACCGGGCGGAUGUGGGCGGAGGCGGGAUCGCAAAGCGAAGAUGGCAACGGGAGCGGGAUCGGAAAGCGGAGGUGGCGACGCAGGGCGUGGGAUCGGGAGCGGGAUCGGGAGCGGGAUCGGGAAGCGGAGGUGGCGACGCAGAGCGCGGGAUCGGUAGUGGGAUCGGGAAGCGGAAGUGGCGACGUCGAGGUGGCGACGCAGGGCGCGGGGUCGGGAGCGGAAUCGGGAAGCGGAGGUGGCGACGGGAGCGGGAUCGGGAUCGGAAAGCGGAGGUGGCGAUGGGUGGACGAUAGGAUUCCUAGCGGAGGUCCUCAUGUGGCGAGGGCGGCGUCCACAGUCCCAGUUGGGGCACGGAAGCAGGGCGAUGACGUCAUUGAUUUGGAUGGCGAGGGAAAGGGUGGCGGGGAGGACGCCAGUACAUACUCGCAGCGGCCAGGGAAGCAGCCCGUUGGUGAGGGUGAUUCAAAUUUAGGGAAGAGGAAGGAUAUGGACGGUGCCACGAUGCAGCAGGGGAAGACGAUGAGGCAGCCAACGAUAAAAGAGGCGUUCGGGUCUGGCUGGGCUGCCAAACACAGGAAGUUGUGGUUGCGCUUUGUGUACAGCAACCAGCUAGCCUUCAACAUCAUUCGGAGCCCCACAUGGAAGGCGUACACCGCACACUUCAGGGACAAACCCCCUUCAGUGCCCAUGAUUUGGCCUUCCGAGAACGAAGUCGCAUCAAUGGAUACGGUGGUUGAGAUGGCAAUCAACGUUGUUGCCGGUCUUAAGGAUGUCCAAGGGUCAUUUGACCACACAGGGGCCACGAUCCUGUCCGACGGCAGGAAGUCUCACGAUGGGAGACCCAUCGUCAACUUCCUAGCAGCUGGUGCUCGAGGAGUGAUGAUGUGGAGCACCCUCAAUAGGGAGGAAAUCCUUAGCUUGGGUGGCUGGGAAAGAGCUUGAAUUCCUUGAGAACUUGAACUCCCGCUUCCGGAAAAUGCUGAAUGAAGAGUACCAGAAACU
Messenger RNA from Chara braunii, 1053 nucleotides. The record is from the annotation of a GenBank genome assembly. NCBI's taxonomy places the organism in Eukaryota, Viridiplantae, Streptophyta, Charophyceae, Charales, Characeae.